AUGGCUUUGUCCAUGCAGCGGCUAGUAUCUGCGGUUAUCCCUGCGUAUGGGUGCCCGGAGGGCACCAAGAUGCACAUCCUUAACUUAGGCACUCUAAGUGUUGAUGAGGGAUGGCUUCUGAUGGGCGCCAAUGGGGGUUCAGCCAGCAAUCCCAACCCUGUCAAUAAGCGGAGAGACUUGAUGCUGAUUGCUGGACUGAUCUAUCACCCCGAUAUGGGUCUUACUCUCUUUGAAUGUGGAAGUACGGAGGAUGUACAGAAGCAAUGGAGCAGUGAAGCAACAGAACUGUUCCCUCGCACUUGCUACAAUGAGAACCAUCAUUUGCCUCAAGCCAUCAGCAAUGCCGGCUACGAUAUCAAGGAUAUCAAGGCGGUGAUCAUGGGUCAUUUGCAUUUAGACCACGCAGGUGGAUUGGAGCAUUUCCGUGACACGGGUGUUCCUGUAUAUGUCCACGAGGAGGAAUUCAAACAUGCUUGUUGGGCUGCUGGAACAAACUCUGAUGGCGGUCUUUAUUUAGCGGAUUACUUAGCUCUGGACGGCACUAUCAACUGGCAGACAUUCAACGACUCACAAUUGGAUCUAUGCACGGGAAUCACUCUUUAUCAUUGUCCCGGACACACUCCCGGGCUAUACUACCGAAGCUGGGUCGACAGCGGGAAAUUUAUUCGGCGCUUGCAGAAAGCAUUUUCCGCAAAACUCAUCUUCGGGCAUGACACUGCUACUGCAGAGGAGCUUAUUAAUAAUCAAAAGUACUAUGAGUAG
This is a messenger RNA of Aspergillus glaucus CBS 516.65, 762 nucleotides long. RefSeq lists its product as uncharacterized. The record is from RefSeq and is a predicted model, not a curated record. Bases 1 to 762 code for a protein of 253 amino acids. NCBI's taxonomy places the organism in Eukaryota, Fungi, Ascomycota, Eurotiomycetes, Eurotiales, Aspergillaceae. The transcript has 5 exons.